This is a messenger RNA of Fusarium oxysporum Fo47, 1365 nucleotides long. RefSeq lists its product as uncharacterized. The record is from RefSeq and is a predicted model, not a curated record. The transcript has a single exon. Lineage: Eukaryota; Fungi; Ascomycota; Sordariomycetes; Hypocreales; Nectriaceae. The coding region runs from base 1 to 1365 and encodes 454 amino acids. Gene Ontology annotation, molecular function: protein binding.
AUGCCUUUAGGUCUGGAAAGCUGUCCAGAACCUGUUGUCGAAUGUAUUGUUCAGCUGCUAGACCUCGACGAUAUUUGCAAUCUUCGCCUCACCUGCAAAUCACUUGCCUUGAGAUCCUCUCAGUAUCGUUUCAGGACGUUCUUUCGUUCGAAACACAUCAAGCUUAUGGUUGAUGCUCUACGGACAUUCGCUGAGGGUAUUCAAGCUGGGGGUCUUCAAUCUCUAAUCCAGCACCUGUAUCUUGUAGGUAUCGUUGAUGAAUGCGGAAGCCGGAAACCAGGGAGGCAAAAUUAUUGGCAAAAUGAAGAAACGCGGAGGACGCAAGAAGUCAAUCUACUUAGCCAAGCAUUCAACGGGCUUGCAAAAUACAGCAAGAACGGAAGUCCUCGGUUGCUUACACUACGAGUAGCCAUUGUCCGUAACGGCGAAGAAACAACCUUACCUGCCGAUUCAGGGCCUUUAGUCCCCUUGCAGAGGAGUGUGUGGCUACGCACAAUGCACACGUUUGAUACGGUUGUAUCUGCAUUAGCCGCGAGCGGCUUGCGCAUUGACGGCCUCAACAUCUUCAGCGAACCGGACAUGCAUUGCUCUAGCUUGGCGUGCGAUCAAAUCAAUGCAAUCGAGUGGAAUGACUCCGGUUUUGCUAAGACUUUGGCAACCCUAAGGUCAUUAUCAAUAAGCCUCUCCACUCGGGUUUUCGCGUUUCCUAGAGCUCUACAAGAGAACAAACAGGACGUGGGGCGAUCCUCCAAGAGGGAUGCGGCUGAGGUACAAGCAGAGGCUGAAGAUGAAAACGACUUUGUCGGCCUUUCAAGACUCCUUCGGCUAUGCAACCAACUUGAAAACUUGGAAAUAAAUUAUCUUCGGGUCCCAAUAGGUUAUUCGGCCUUAGUCGGUCAUUUCUACUACGAAACCAUUCUACAGCGCAUAGUCGAACUCGAUAGGCUGCCCAUCCUAAAGCGUUGCAAGUUUUCUGGGAUUUCUGCCAAAGAGGCGGAUCUGCUUGGAUUUAUUCAGCGGGCACGAGUCCGUGAGCUAUCACUCGAGAAGGUGAUACUAUGUACAGGAACAUUUCGGUCAACCUUCGAUUACUGUACCAGCAGGGCGGCAAGUAUGACGAACCUACAUUUUGACACUUUAUAUGAGACUUUAUAUGAUAGUCAUUAUGUUGAGAAAAGGAUUUUUUUUGCUGGUGGCGGAAAGUCUCGAACAGGCUUUCCUUCCGCACUCGCUACUGAAAGGCUGGACCGAGAAGAGGUGAGUGUUAGGACUUCUAUUAUUUACUAUAUCUCACCACGAACGCCGAUCGACAAUCCAUGGAUCCCAGAAUGGGGGAGGUUCAGGCGCACGGAAAAUGGCACAUGA